AUGAGGCUAACGGUUGGAAGGGAUCCGUCUGCUGUAGAAAAAAUAAAAGAUUUUGUAGAAUGGCUAUUGGAUAUAGGAGAAGGAAAACUUGGUGGUCAGAAUGACGGUGAAACGGUUAUUGAUAUUCCGGAUGAUAUUCUCAUUAGUGAUCCAAAUGAUCCUAUAGGUUCAUUAAUUGAGUUUGUAUAUACUUCGAUUUUGGAUAAUUACAACAAUACAAGUUAUUUUCAAGAAAGAGCAAUACUAGCUCCAAAGAAUGAAGUGGUUCAGGAAAUAAAUGACCGUUUUCUAUUGAAGUUUCCAGGAGAUGAGGUUGAAUAUUUAUGUUCAGAUAGUAUAUGCCAAUCUGAAUUUGUACAUGAUCAGUUUGAUGCAUAUUUAUACUCACCUGAUGUUUUAAAUGGUCUCAAAGUUUCGGGUUUACCAAAUCAUAAGUUAGUUUUAAAAAUCGGUGUUCUGGUUAUGUUACUAAGAAAUAUUGAUAAAAAAAAUGGCUUAUGUAAUGGAACAAGACUCCAAGUGAUAUCAUUGGGCAAACGUGUUAUCGAGGCACGUAUCUUAUCUAGAACUAAUAUUGGAAAUCAGACAUUUAUUCCAAGAAUGUCUUUAACGCGAUCAGAAAAAAAAUUUCAUUCAAAUUCAAAAGAAGACAGUUUGGCUGUAUGUUUUGCUAUGACUAUUAAUAAGAGUCAAGGACAGUCGUUAUCCAAGGUUGGCUUGUAUCUCAAAGAUCCUGUUUUUUCACAUGGGCAAUUAUAUGUUGCCUUAUCUAGAGUUCAAAGCAGAGAGGGAUUAAAAUUGUUAAUUUUAGAUAAGGAUGGUAAGCUAACCAAUAAAACUUCCAAUGUUGUUUAUAAGGAAGUUUUUGGUAAUUUAUAA
Lactuca sativa (garden lettuce) is the source of this 879-nucleotide messenger RNA. RefSeq lists its product as uncharacterized. Gene Ontology annotation, biological process: DNA replication. Lineage: Eukaryota; Viridiplantae; Streptophyta; Magnoliopsida; Asterales; Asteraceae. The record is from RefSeq and is a predicted model, not a curated record. Gene Ontology annotation, cellular component: replication fork.